GCUAGUCUACUGCUGCUCUCUUAUUCCUUCCUCCUCUCUCUCUCUCUCUCUCUCUCUCUCUUUCUCACUCACUGGUUGUUCUUCUAUAUAAGGAACCUGGUGUUGCCUUAUGUUGUCUGGCUUAGACCGGGCUGGUGGAGGACAUGAUGAACAGGCCCCACAUUCCAGCGUUUGGGAGCUGGGACUACUGUGAUGACCUUCCCAUCACGCAGUACUUCGAGUCGGCAAUGCAGGCUGGUUUAGUUCGAGGCCGACCUUUCGGCGAGGAUGCUGAUUUCUUGAAGGUGACAGCGGACACAGUGAAACCCACUCACCACCACCACCACCACCACCACCACCACCAGAGAAAGGUGAAAAAGCCUGGAGAGAGGCAGUACCAGCAGGGGCAGCAGAGAAAGCAAGGGAAGGCGAGCGAUGUGACAGCACAGGCCACGCCCAGGAGGCCCAGAGCUGCCAAGGCGGUGGAUGAGGACCUGUACAAGAUCCCGCCCGAGCUCCUCUACCAGAAGCCCAAGAGGAAGAGGCUGCUGAAGGGCUUGUGGUCGGGCUGCCUGGGACUCCACUGCACUGCGUGAGGGGGGAAGAAGAAGAAGACGAAGAAGGUGGAGGAGCAACGAAGUGAGGUGUAGCGUUUGCGUCGUGCUUUGCCGUUGGUUUUUGGUACACUGUAGAAAUCAGUGGAGGAGAAAGAUAAAUAGUUACAAGAGCGAAUUACCUACUUUACUAUAUGAAUACGGUGUUUGAGAAUCGAAUGGUUUCUUCUCAUUAAGAUC
This is a messenger RNA of Musa acuminata AAA Group (dessert banana), 773 nucleotides long. RefSeq lists its product as uncharacterized. NCBI's taxonomy places the organism in Eukaryota, Viridiplantae, Streptophyta, Magnoliopsida, Zingiberales, Musaceae. The transcript is spliced from 4 exons. Bases 144 to 575 code for a protein of 143 amino acids. The record is from RefSeq and is a predicted model, not a curated record.